This is a messenger RNA of Limulus polyphemus (Atlantic horseshoe crab), 3382 nucleotides long. RefSeq names its product muscleblind-like protein 2. The record is from RefSeq and is a predicted model, not a curated record. Gene Ontology annotation, molecular function: metal ion binding. The transcript has 8 exons. NCBI's taxonomy places the organism in Eukaryota, Metazoa, Arthropoda, Merostomata, Xiphosura, Limulidae. Bases 660 to 1589 code for a protein of 309 amino acids.
GUCUCAGUUCAUGGCGGGAGCUUGUGCUGAAUGUUCCACAUCUUUUUCCGCUGUUACGUCGUUACCACAGGUGACCAGCCACCAGAAGCAACGUUCGUCCCGUUCAAUUGAGCCAGCUGUUCACUCAUUGAUGCAAUAAAUCAAGUGAAAAAGACGGACUGGUAGAUUACGUGAGUCACAGUCAUCCACACAGUUCAGACUCGGUGUCGCCGCAAUAAGCAACCCUUUCCGUUCUUCCCUCCGUAACGACCUCACUCUCGUGUGGAAGUACCUGAAUCUAACAACUCGGUUGAGUCGUGCUAGUGGAUCAGCCAGCCUACUAAACACACAGGCAUACGGACCCCCUCGCUGCACGAAGCAGCCUUAAUUCUUUGAAGCCUAAGUGUAUGUAUAAGUGUGAAAGACUUUUCAGUCUCAGCAUAUUCCGCACAACGCAGACUGGUAUUCGCUAAUCCGUCUGGUCAAACCGACUGCUACAAAAAGUGGUCCUUGUCAGUCCGCUUCACUACACCACGCUGCAGCUUAGUCAUCUAUCCCAGCCAAGGCGUUUUCAGGCAGAGACUGCAUCUGCGUUCUAAUCGCCCACUCGCCGAAAUCAAAGGGUUAUUUGGCGUUCGAGUUUGAGGACUGAGUUACCUUUAAUUCCUGGAGAAGAAUCAAUGAUUAUGGCCAUGGUUAACAACCUCCCUACAGCCAAGGACUCACGUUGGUUGCAGUUGGAGGUCUGCCGAGAAUACCAGCGAAAUAAAUGUUCCAGAGCUGACACUGAGUGUAAGUUUGCCCAUCCACCAGGGAAUGUGGAAGUCCAGAACGGGAGGGUGAUCACCUGUUAUGAUUCUAUAAAGGGGCGGUGUAACCGAGAAAAACCUCCCUGUAAGUAUUUCCACCCUCCACAACACUUGAAGGAUCAGCUGCUAAUCAACGGAAGAAACCAUCUUGCCCUUAAGAAUGCCCUGUUGCAACAGAUGCCUCUCCAGCCAAUCCUUCCCAGCCAGAUUCCUGCUGUGGCUGCGACGAACUCUUAUAUGGCCACCCUUCCCACAAUGGCCACAGGUUCCACCUUCAGUCCAUACUUGAAUCCAAGUCCUAUUAUGGGGAUGAUGUCAGCCGACGCCAUAGCAGCACCACUGAGCAUUAUACCCGCACCCAUGGUCACACCCCAGAAAAUGCCACGCACUGAUAGGUUAGAGGUGUGCCGAGAAUAUCAACGCGGCAACUGUAAGCGGACUGAAACUGAGUGCCGCUUCGCUCAUCCUCCUGAGCACGUGGCUGUGGACGGUACCGAAGGCAUGGUGACAGUCUGUAUGGAUUUCAUAAAGGGAAGGUGUACGCGGGAUCCAUGCCGCUACUUUCACCCGCCGCUUCACUUGCAGGCACAGCUAAAGGCUUCCCAAAGCAGAGCUAACACCGCCGCUAUGGUAUUUCCUGGUAUGGUCCCUUACACCAAAAGAACAGCUUUUGACAAGAGUGGGCUCCCUAUGUACCAGCCAAGUACCACACCGUAUCAACAAGCCAUCACCAUGCAGGUUCAACAACCCUUUGUGCCUGUCUCGUUUGCUGUACACCCUGGAAAUGUGCCGAGAUUUUAAUUCAGGUUUGUGUAAUCGACCACCUUAUUACUCUGUCCAUGUAUCAGAAGAUUCUGCGGAAAUGGCUGGUGGGAAGGUGAGAGUAUUUCCUUUUGUGGUCGAGUGGAAGUGUUCCUGCCCGUCAUGCAAGUACUAUCAUCUCCUUGCGGGUUUGCCCUUUUUAAACACCCUGGCGCAACUUUUGCCAAGGUUUUAUCUAGGGCUAAUAUUGUGGGUUAACUAGUAUGUGUCCGUCUCUUUUUUUAGGGGCAGGCAGGGGGGGCUACCCAAAAGCAAAAAUAUAGGCUGAUGCUCACGUGCACCAGUAACGUAUUCAAGUACGUGAUAUCUUAGGAGAAAGGACCUACUUCAAAUUCGAUGAAAUUCUUUUCUUUAAAUGUUGAAAUCUGAAUCGGUUUUUCUGUGGUUGAAGUUUGCACGAAAAAGAGCUUAUCUUAAAUAAUUAUGAAACUGUGUUUAGAGAUCUAGUCACAGAGACGACAAACAUGAAGAAUGGAUAUCUCUCAUGCACCAUCAACUGUGGUCACAUCGGAGGCAUGACUAUUAGUUAACGAAUUUUUCGUGUUUAGCAAAAAAUCUGUUCACCAUUACUUCCUUUCAAAGUCAACGUUUUUUUGUGAUAAUAAGCUGCACGUGCUAUAUACUUCCUUUUCUCAGAAUUGUUUACGUCAUUUAUCGAUGAAUUUCGAAAACGGCGUAAUCAUUCAAAAUAGCUAACACUCGCCUGUUUUAAUAUUAUUUUCGCUGCAACUUUUUGAAAUGUUAAUUAGAAUACGUGUUAUUGGUUAUUAUACAAAUAUACAGGUGUCGCUGUAGCUGUAAAUAUAAAACAAUGGCGUAAUGUUGUAUAUGGAGUCAGAUCUUGCCAUUUUUCAGUUUAGCUUGUUGGAUUUGUAAUCACUAAAAAUACGUUACAAAUCAAAAUUUAUUUUAAGGUAUUCCAAUUUUCUCUGAUGUUGUUGUUAUACUGAAAUUCUACAAGAGAAACUGGGCAUUUGACAGUUUGUAACAAGAUGCUUAUAAGUCAUUAACCAAUGUUUUUAAGGGACAUGGUACAACUUGUAAAUUGGUUCAUGCACGUAACUCUAUGAACUGAAGAAAAUAUUUAUAUGUGAAAACUAAAAUAAAUAUUAAGAAGUAGUUUAAUAAUUUUGAAGGUUUUUAUGUCCUUCAACUGUGCUUAUCAAAAAAUUUAUGGAUAUAAUUGUUGGUUUUGCAUUAAUUCAAAAUCUAAAGAACAAAAACGUUACCGGUAGUUUUUUUCUAUGAAAUAUGUAUAAUUUUAAAGAUAGUUAAUUACUAUUGUAACGAUUUUUUCUUUUCCUCUUUUGAAUUCUGUUAAUGAAGAUAAUGAAUGAGACUGUUCAAUCGAACAGCAACGUUCUUAUGGAACUUAAAGAGCUGUACAUAUAUAUAUAUGUAAUUCAGUGAUGCACGUAAUUCGGGACAAAAGUAGCUCAAAGAUUCAUUAUAAAAUAAAGCAGGAUUACACCAAGAAGCUAGCCCAUUAUUAUUAAUGAACGUAGAAUGUAACGCGAGAAGCAAACGACUUCUACUAAAACAUUUGUAAAAGAUUGCGAUAAAUGGUGCCUAAUUUUAACAGUUAGAUUGAAUUAUAAGCAUGGACACUAGCAUUAUACAUAAUUUAAUAAUUGAAGCCACACUUAUUAGAUAAAUGUCUGUAAAUAAUACAAAAACACAAAUAUAUAUAAUUCUUAAAAAUCAAACAAGGUGUGUUGCAUCAAAUGUCUGCUUAGAUAUAAUAUUGGUAAUUCUUGGAGUCACAGAGUAAA